AUGGCCCGGCACCGCAACGUGCGCGGCUACAACUACGACGAAGACUUUGAAGAAGAUGAUCUGUAUGGACAGUCUGUAGAGGAUGAUUGUUGUAUUUCACCUUCAACAGCUGCUCAAUUUAUCUAUUCAAGACGAGAUAAUCCUUCAUCAUUUGCUGAAACAGAAGAAUAUGGCUACAAAUAUACUGAACAUAGCAAUUACAGUGUCUCUAGUCAUCAACUAACAGGAGUUGAAAAAGCUCAGCUUGAUUCGUGCCUUGACCACAUGAGGGAAAUACUGGGGGAGUCUGUGCCAGAGAAGGCGAUGGUGGAAGCAAUAUUGAAUAGCAAAUUUGAUGUGCAGCAAGCUUUGGAUUCCGUGCUUGCACAAAUUAACAAGCAAGAGAUGAAGAUCGAGAAUAAAGAUACUGUCAUUUCAGGAAAGGCAACAAAAGGCUUAUUCUGCUCAGAAAUAUUUUCUGACGUUAACUUGACUAAUUUGCUGCAAGAAACUUCAGACUCUGCUAGUUACUGUUUUGGUCUUAGUGAUCCCGUAGUCAGAUUGGAAAAUCCUUCGAAUUCUUCAAGUGACAAAACUUUCUGCAGACCUAAAAAAGUCACUAUACCUUCAGUCAGAAAGAAAAACUUAAAAUGUUCUUGUAAGUCUUUGGGAGCUCUUCCUGUACCAGUUAGUGGCAUCCUUAAUGACAAAUCACUUUACAAAUCAGUUAACAGGCAGGCUACACUCCCACUAGUUAACAGUAUUUGUACAAGCCAGAGAUUUUGUAAUAAAUGUGAUGCGUGCUUUAGUUCUGGAGUUAAAUUCCUGGAAAAGAAUUCAUCAGAAGAGUCUUCUUGGGAUCAGACAGAAUUGAAAGGCAUUAAGGACUUGAAAGCCUUGCUGAGAAGUAAAGAAACAGGUGGCUUGACAGAUGUCCAAAGUAAUGCACUAUUGGACUUCCAACAGAUAUCCGGUAAGGAUAGGACUAGUACAACCAGAACUGAAUCUGAUGUCGUGCCAAAAGUCACCAAAAUGAUUGUGUCUGGCAAGAAACGAUCUACUGGCUUUGAAGUUCCAGGUGUGGAUGCUAAGGAGAAUGGGCAUAAUGCUCUUAUGCCACAAAAAGGACUCUCAGCUGGAGAUGCCAAUGUAAGUUUGGGGAAAACUGAGAUUCUGUCCAAACCAGCUCUUUCAUCUCAGACUGUCCCAGCAUUAGAAGAACAGACUACAGCUCCUAUUCCAAUGAAGAAGUCUACAAAAGCAAAGCAACAAAUAGACGUGAAAGCUGAGUUGGAAAAGAGACAAGGAGGAAAGCACUUGCUUAACCUGGUGGUAAUAGGACAUGUUGAUGCAGGAAAAAGUACUCUACUGGGUCACUUACUCUAUCUUCUGGGCAACGUCAAUAAGCGAACUAUGCACAAAUAUGAGCAGGAAUCCAAGAAAGCUGGAAAGGCAUCAUUUGCUUAUGCUUGGGUUUUAGAUGAAACGGGGGAAGAGAGAGAGAGGGGGGUGACAAUGGAUGUCGGUAUGACCAAAUUUGAGACACAAACAAAAGUAAUUACAUUGAUGGAUGCUCCUGGCCAUAAAGACUUCAUUCCAAAUAUGAUCACAGGAGCUGCACAGGCUGAUGUGGCUAUAUUAGUUGUGGAUGCCAGCAGAGGAGAGUUUGAAGCAGGGUUUGAAACUGGUGGGCAGACACGAGAACAUGGGCUAUUAGUUCGAUCACUUGGGGUAACACAGCUGGCCGUUGCAGUCAAUAAAAUGGACCAGGUGAACUGGAAACAGGAGAGAUUUCUGGAAAUUGUUGGUAAACUUGGGCAGUUCCUUAAGCAAGCUGGUUUUAAGGAGUCAGAUGUAGCUUACAUCCCUACCAGUGGGCUUGGUGGUGAAAAUCUUGUCACAAGAAGUCAGUCAAGUGAGCUGACCGAAUGGUAUGAAGGAAAAUGUCUGCUAGAACAGAUUGAUUCUUUUAAGUCACCCCAAAGAUCAGUGGAUAAACCAUUCAGAUUAUGUGUAUCAGAUGUUUUUAAAGAUCAAGGAUCAGGAUUUUGUGUCACUGGUAAAAUAGAAGCAGGCUAUGUCCAGGUUGGAGAUCGACUGCUAGCAAUGCCUCCUAAUGAACUGUGCACCGUUAAAGGAAUCGCCCUGCACGAUGAACCAGUGGAUUGGGCUGCAGCAGGAGAUCACGUUAGUCUCACUUUGACUGGCAUGGAUAUCAUCAAAAUCAAUGUUGGCUGUGUAUUUUGUUGUCCCAAGGAAUCUAUUAAAGCCUGUACACGCUUCCGAGCGCGAGUCCUCAUCUUCAAUAUUGAGAUCCCCAUCACCAAAGGAUUCCCUGUGCUUUUACAUUAUCAAACUGUAAGCGAGCCCGCCACUAUUAGAAGGUUAUUGAGUGUGCUUCACAAGAGUACAGGUGAAGUCACAAAGAAAAAACCUAAGUGUCUGGUUAAAGGACAGAAUGCUCUGAUAGAAUUACAUACACAAAGACCUAUAGCUUUAGAACUUUAUAAAGAUUUCAAAGAACUUGGAAGAAUUAUGUUACGCUACAGUGGAUCUACCAUAGCAGCAGGAGUUGUCACAGAGGUAUAG
Euleptes europaea (tarantolino) is the source of this 2568-nucleotide messenger RNA. It is a transcript of the gene HBS1L, whose product is annotated as HBS1 like translational GTPase. The transcript is spliced from 20 exons. NCBI's taxonomy places the organism in Eukaryota, Metazoa, Chordata, Lepidosauria, Squamata, Sphaerodactylidae. The record is from RefSeq and is a predicted model, not a curated record. The coding region runs from base 1 to 2568 and encodes 855 amino acids. Gene Ontology annotation, molecular function: GTP binding; GTPase activity. Gene Ontology annotation, biological process: translation.